AUGAUACACGAUUUACAGGAAUUACUGGAUGCUAAUGUAUUGUAUUCACUACAUAAUCAAGACUUAUUACAAGUUGACAUCAAUUGUCGUAACAAACAAAAGUAUCCAAGUCACGAGUGGAAGAAUGUGGAUGAACAACUGCCAGAAACGACGGAGAGUGAAAAGACUUGCUGCACUCCAGUGAAACAGUCAAAUGACGACGACCAGGAACCAUUAAAAAAAUGCUGCAGCACGCAGACAGCUUUUACGAGUAAAUGCUGCACAAGUGAUAACACUAGUAAUAAUACUAGUGAUAAUAAUAAUAAUAACAAAGCGAGAAUAAGCAGCUGUUGCAAUAGUAAUAGUGGUGGUUGCUGCAGUCCAAGUCAAUCAGUAGAAUCUGUUUCAUUUUCAUUAUCCACACAUGACUUGACAGGCCUACUACCAAACAAUGGUGCUCGACCGGCCAUGUCCUGUCUAGGGCCCGCUGCCAAGAACCAGCAAGGAGAGAUUAUUCGUCUAGUCACUUGUCGAUGCGGUGAUAACUGUGCCUGUAUUGGCUGCGACGCUCACCCUUCACGCGCCAUGAAAGAAGGCAGAAAUGAUGUGUACAUCGGAUUCAAUGAAAGCCAUACCAGGAAACUCUCUAUUUCUGCCAUCACUUGGCCUUCUUCAUCAAACCCAGAUCCUUCUUCUCCCAAACCAGACUUUCCUGAAACUAUUUUGGCUGAAGAUGGGACCAUGCUUUGUGGUUGUGGAUGCGCGAAAAAGUUUGAGGAUUGCUCUAGUUGCAUAUUACGGCUUUGCCACUCUGAAUAUAGUUAA
Molecule: messenger RNA, 804 nt
Organism: Rhizopus microsporus ATCC 52813
Lineage: Eukaryota; Fungi; Mucoromycota; Mucoromycetes; Mucorales; Rhizopodaceae
Exons: 1
Coding region: 1-804 (267 amino acids)
Source: RefSeq, a predicted model, not a curated record